Messenger RNA from Neogale vison (American mink), 4138 nucleotides. RefSeq names its product NT-3 growth factor receptor-like. Bases 1 to 1176 code for a protein of 391 amino acids. Gene Ontology annotation, cellular component: signaling receptor complex; membrane; axon. The record is from RefSeq and is a predicted model, not a curated record. NCBI's taxonomy places the organism in Eukaryota, Metazoa, Chordata, Mammalia, Carnivora, Mustelidae. The transcript has 8 exons. Gene Ontology annotation, molecular function: transmembrane receptor protein tyrosine kinase activity; neurotrophin binding; ATP binding. Gene Ontology annotation, biological process: cellular response to nerve growth factor stimulus; protein phosphorylation; regulation of phosphatidylinositol 3-kinase/protein kinase B signal transduction.
AUGGCGGAGGCCGUGCGGAACGAAUCUGCUGGCCGCGCCGGAGCUCAGGCUGCCCACGCCAAGGGCCUGCGUGGCGGCGACCCAGGGGCUCUGGCCUCUGACCUUGAACCCAUCAGAUACAAGGCUGAAGAGAGCGAGGACCAGGGCAGGAGGCAUGGGGAGGGGGAGCCAGGUAACAAACAUGUGCUGAGCUGCUACCUAAAGGGAGAUGAGGAGAAGCGAAGGUUCCGUUUCCUAUUGGACCUAAGGGAGCUGAUAGACUUCAAGGCUGACGGCAUGUCCCAUGUGCAGCACAUUAAGAGAAGGGACAUCGUGCUGAAGCGGGAACUGGGCGAGGGAGCCUUUGGGAAGGUCUUCCUUGCCGAGUGCUACAACCUCAGCCCGACCAAGGACAAGAUGCUCGUGGCUGUGAAGGCUCUGAAGGAUCCCACCCUGGCUGCCCGGAAGGAUUUCCAGAGGGAGGCUGAGCUGCUCACCAACCUGCAGCACGAACACAUUGUCAAGUUCUACGGGGUGUGUGGUGAUGGGGACCCACUCAUCAUGGUCUUUGAGUACAUGAAGCAUGGAGACCUGAACAAGUUCCUUAGGGCCCAUGGGCCAGAUGCUAUGAUCCUUGUGGAUGGGCAGCCACGCCAGGCGAAAGGUGAGCUGGGGCUCUCCCAAAUGCUCCACAUCGCCAGUCAGAUCGCCUCAGGCAUGGUGUACCUGGCCUCCCAGCACUUCGUACACCGGGACCUGGCCACCAGGAACUGCCUGGUUGGAGCCAAUCUGCUGGUGAAGAUCGGGGACUUCGGCAUGUCCAGAGAUGUCUACAGCACUGAUUACUACAGGGUGGGAGGACACACCAUGCUUCCCAUCCGCUGGAUGCCCCCUGAAAGCAUCAUGUACCGGAAGUUCACUACGGAGAGUGACGUGUGGAGCUUCGGGGUGAUCCUUUGGGAGAUCUUCACCUACGGAAAGCAGCCAUGGUUCCAGCUCUCGAACACAGAGGUCAUCGAGUGCAUCACCCAAGGUCGUGUGCUGGAGCGGCCCCGGGUCUGCCCCAAAGAGGUGUAUGACGUCAUGCUGGGGUGCUGGCAGAGGGAGCCCCAGCAGCGGCUGAACAUCAAGGAGAUCUACAAAGUCCUCCACGCUUUGGGGAAGGCCGCCCCCAUCUACCUGGACAUCCUUGGCUAGCGGCAGCUGGUGGUCACGGACGCGUACUCUGUGGCCUCCCUCUCCCGGCCUCACAUCGCCCCUCGUCCACCUCACACUCCUUUCUUCCAUCCUGACCGAAGCGAACAUCUUCAUAUAAACUCAAGUGCCUGCUACACAUACAACACUGAAAAAAAAAAAAAAAAAAAAGUGAAAGAAAAAACCUGUAAGGCAGUUUGGCAAAUAUAUAUAUACAUAUAUAUAUAUUUAUAUAUCUAACUAUCUAUCUAUCUAUAUCCACAGAGAGAUACCUUCUCUAAUAGAGAGAGAAACUGCUGAUACAGAAAUCAUAAGACUGUAACAACAACUCAGAAAAAUCUCAAAUCUUACGAACACAAAUGGAAGUCCCCUUUGACGGAAGCUGGGGCCCUUGGUUCUGCAGCUCCAACUGUAUGGAGCCGGAGGCCUCGAUGACGCAGAGAUGGUCUUUGCUGCACUGGGACCAGAGGAGCGGGGAUGGAUCACAGCUGUGCAAGUGGUGACCCGCGCAGGUGCGCUACCCCUCCCCCACCCCCGAGGUCCGCACAGGUGCGUGGGUUGACCCCGACUGCGGCACUCGGGAUGCAGCAGGAAGUAACACGGCCCCGGGGGCCUCUGGAAUGCCUCCCGUCUCCCCUGACUGUGGCUCCACGCCUUCCCCCUUUCCUCCGCUUCAAGACAAUUCUCCAAUUUGUCCAUUCUAGAAAGUAGAGUCCUGACGCUUUUGGAAGUCAAUGAGGGCAUCUACCACUAAACACUGGACAACCAAUGAGCCCCCAAACCAUGGUGACCAUGGACCACCUCCGUCUUGAGUGUAAACCAUGCUCAAGUCCCUUCCUCCAUUGGAAAGACGUGUCAUCUGUUCUCUGAACUUCAAGAACUGGACGUUCUGGACUUAACCACAGAAGAAAAAGCUGAAAUUUGAACCCUCCCUGUCAAGGCACUGCCUCCCAUCUUUUCCUCACUGGAAGACUCCUCGGUCCCACCUCCCACAUGCGGACUUUUGCGGGGAGUUUCGGGGCAUAGGGAACACGUCCCAUGCUGCCUGUGAGUGUGGACACAGCAAGGUUCCAGCAGCAGGAGACUUGGUUCCUUGUAGGUCAUUGUAACAUGUGCCCCUCUGUGCCGUCUGUCUCAUCCUGCCUGCCCUCCAUCUCCAGCCCUACUUCCUGGGCUUCUCGCACGUCCCAGGGCCACCUCGCUGCCAGGGAAGAAAGCCAGGACUAGCGACAGCGUGGGGCAGUGCUUGUUCCCGAGAGCGAGGCCGUGGACUGGGCCGGAGCCGGCAGGGGAGAUGGCACCUGCACCGGCCCCUUGGCAUUCUCCUCACGUUUCCAGCCCCUGGAAGGAUUGAUGCAUCUGCCUUUGAGCUUGCUGUGAACGCUCAGGGGCUGAAAAAUCGCUUUUGUGGGCCGGGGGUGGGGGAGGGGCCGAGGCUUCUCCGGGAGGUGUCCCCUGCGCGGCCACGGCCGCGGGCUUGGCAUCUUAAUGAGGACAGAGCCCUGACCAGAGAGCGAGGAGGAGGCUUCUGGGCGGGGGUCCUGGCCGCUGCUGGCGAGGGCUGUAACAGGAGCAGAUCCCUGGGCCACCCGGACACCCGAGCACGAAAUGCCACUGGAGGGCAGUGGCCUGGGCCCCCGGAGCCCUCCUGCUGGAGCGAGGACGGGCCCCUCUCAGCUCACUGGCCCCAGCCCCUCACCCCAAGCACAGAGCUACCUAUGAGCCUGGCCUGCGGCCGGCCCUGCCAGCGUGAGGGGCUGUGGCUGGCCUGACUGGCCUGGUCAGCGGAGCACAGACAUCCCUGUGGGCUUCAGGACUAAAUCCUGCCUUUGUGGUUUUGCUUCCUUUUUUAAGGAUUUUUUUUUUUUUUUUUUAAGACCCACAAAUGUUUUUAUUCAAAGAGAAAAGAGCUGUGUUGGGACUGCCGGCCUCGGCUGGGGUCAGGGAUCAGGGCGGCCGCUCGAGCUGGGCUGGGAGGGCAUCCGGAGCUUGGCGUGGGUUUGGCCCCAUGCCGGCCUCCCAGCCCUGAGGACUUUCGAGAAGAGCUCAGUGGGUCUUCCAUGUCAGAGGAAGCCUUUGCUGUCCUGUGGCCGUCAUCCCUCCUGUCUUUCUGCCUGGAGGCCCUGGGUCUCUUCCGGGGCUGUUAUUACAGGAUGAGCUACGUAUGGAGUCUCGUGCUGAGCGGGGUUCCUGAGCCAAAGCUGCUCAUGGAGGGAGGGCUUUGGGGGGAAGGGUCUUCUGGUUAGAUGUGAGGCUUCAGGGCUCCUGUUGCUGCCAAAGCAGACCCUGGAGAGUCUCCCCAGCACAGGCCCUGUGUGGCUUCAUCUCACGGUGUCUCUAGAACUCUCAUCACUGAUAGGUGGGUAAAGGGUUGGAAGCCGGGGGGCAGCUGGGCAUGAGGAAGGCCAGGCUUCCAACGGGGCUCUAAGGCAGCACGGCCUAAGGGGGAAGCUAGUUCCUUUGGGACUAAGGAGCUGUGAAGGAGACCGAAGUCAGACUGUACAGGCCCUAUGCUGCCCAUGGGGACGCAUCAUCAUCACGUCCACCGUAAGCGUCUGCCUCUCUGGAAUGAUCACGGCCAAGCAAAGAGGAGCAGAGAGGGAGCACUGGCCUUCUUCCUCCCCGGCUGUGCUCUCUGCGCACAGUCGACGCGUCAACAAGGCGGGUAUAAAAAGUGAAAAGGUUUUUGGAGGGGGAGGGAAGCAGAGAGUAGACGCUGUGGGCACUCCCUGGGGGCAAGCUGAGGAUGUUAUUCCUCCUGGGGGGAUGUGCCGCGGCUGGGGCUCCCUCUCCAGUGUCUCUGUCUCCUGUCUGUGAAACGAGAGGUUCUGUUCACCUCUGGGUCCUGCAGGGUCUGACAUGGUUCGAUUCUCCUGGCAGGGGCUCACUGUGCUGUGUGGUCCUGGGUAGUGCCCUGGAAGGCCAGGGGGGUCCUCCUCGGGGCUGGUGGGCCUGGGGGCUGGUG